AUGUUAAAAAAUGAGAAUGAAAGAAUUUUUGUGGAAUCUAAAGAGUGUGAAGCAGGUAUAAGAUUACUAAAAAGCUUAUCAAGGGAGCUAGCAAAACAAAAUGGGAGUGUUCAAAGGAAGAAAGAAGGAAUAAUUUUAGCAAUGAUGGGAAUUUUGGAAAGAAAUAGACAAAAAUUAAUAAGAGAAUCUAGAGAUCAGUUAUUGAAUUUAAAGACGAAAAUAAUAUGUGAAAAUGAAAAACAAUUUACAAAAAAAAGGACGGAAAAAAGUAACGGAAUAAAGAAUAAUGUGGAAGAAAAGGAAAAAAAGAAGGAAAUAAGAAAAAAACUAAGUGAAUCAAAAUUGGUAUAUGCAGAAGUAUAUGAUGAAAACAAUUGCCAAGAAAGGAUUAUUAUAGAAAUAGAAAAUGGGAGGAAUGAAGCAGGAUCUUGGGAAGAUCCAAUUCCAAGCAAUAAUGGCGUUCCGUAUGAUCACUUUGAGAGAAGAAUAUUUGAUAAAUAUAUUGAUUAUUGGAGGAAUUCCAAAUUAUUAGUUCCAUUUUCAACAUGGUUAGGUGAAGAAAGGAUUGAAAGAAGAUCAACAUCAAUAAUGAAUUUUGAAUUAAUCGAAGAAAAUAAUAAUGUAAGUUGUAAGAGCAUUCAAGAAGCAAUUUACAGAAUAAGAAGAUUUGAACAAGAUUUUCAAGCAAUACCAAAAGAAAUUGUGUUUCCAUUAAUAGAAAAAGGAAUAUUAAUAAAUAACUCCAAGAAUAUGUUGAAUAACUGUUAUGGUAACAAUAGAAGUGACUAUUAUAAUGUUAGUAAUCGUUCGGAAUUUAAUAGAGCAAAAAUAAAAAGUCAAGACAAUAUUGAAGUAAAUAUGUUAAGUUCAUUAUCUUCAUUUAAAGUACCUCAGAGUUUGUUUUUCUCAAUGGUGAUUAAUGAUCACGAAAAUAGAAUUCAUGAUAAAUCCAACAAACUAGAAGAAAUAAAUAGUGAAAAAAUCACAAGUUUGGUUAGUAAUGACAAUGAUUCUCCUCCAGAAAAGGAUAUGAUAGGUAAAAAGCAGUGCAAUUGUGAUUUUUAUAAGUUAAGACAGAAAUUUAUUGAAGAAUACAAUUUAUAUAAUCUUAUUGGAACUAACUCUAAUUUUGAAAAAUUAGAUCAUUCACUGGAAAGUAAUUUAAGAUUAUGGAUGGGUGCUUAUUAUUUACCACGUAAUGAUAAGAGGACUCGGGGUGGUGAAGAUGGAUGGUUUGUAUCCGAGGAUUUACAAAGUAUGGGAGUAGCUGAUGGUGUUGGAGAAUGGGAGGAUUUAUCAGGAAAAAGUGCUCGAAUGUUCUCGAAUUCUAUAAUGAGGAAUUCGCUUCAAUAUAUUAAAAACAAUCGUGAUAAAAAACUAGGUAAUCCUUCAGUUUUAGCAAAAAACUCACUAAAAGAAGGCCUUGGUAAUUGUCAAAAGAAUGGUGUACAUGGAGCAAGCACUGCAUUAGUAGCUUGUUUUGAUCAUUAUUCUGGAACUAUUGGAUUUGCUAAUAUGGGAGAUAGUGGAGCUCUAGUUUUGAGAAGAUUACAAUUUGAUACAGGAAAGUUAGAGAUCGUUAGAAGAGUUAAGGAAAUGCAACAUGAAUUUAAUUGUCCAUAUCAAUUUGCAACGCUUCCUCCUGAAAAUGAAUGGCCCGAAUUACUUGAAAAAGGAUAUCACGAUAUUGUAAGACUUGCCAAGAUUGAGAAAAAAAACAAAGAAGAGCCAAAUAAUAUUAACUUUGAGGAUUCAAUACAAUUAGCUUGUGAUGAUCCUGAGUUAUCACAGUUAUUAGAAGUUCCAUUAAAGGAAGGUGAUAUGGUUAUUCUUGGCACAGAUGGUCUUUUUGAUAAUUUAUUCGAUUUUGAAAUUACUAGCAUUUCUGGUUUAUCAUUUUCUCCAAUUGAAUCAAAGCUCUUUUAUAAUUGUUUAGAUUAUACCACAACACCUAUGGUGAUAGCAAAAUCAAUUGCUUUAUCAGCAUAUUAUAAAUCUCUUGAUCCAUACUCGAAAACUCCUUUUGCAAACCAGGCAAAAAGAUUCUAUAGUGGUGGAAGAAACUCACUUUUUGAUAUUCAAUCAUUUUCUGGAGGUAAAGAAGAUGAUAUUUCUGUCUUGGUUGCGUGGGUUGUUCAUAAGAAUGACUUUGAGACUUUGACAAAAAAUUCUCCUCAUUACUGCGAUAUUUCAAAAAAGUUAUAA
This is a messenger RNA of Cryptosporidium ubiquitum, 2205 nucleotides long. Its product is annotated as PP2C like protein phosphatase. The record is from RefSeq and is a predicted model, not a curated record. Lineage: Eukaryota; Apicomplexa; Conoidasida; Eucoccidiorida; Cryptosporidiidae. The transcript has a single exon. Bases 1 to 2205 code for a protein of 734 amino acids.